This is a messenger RNA of Laetiporus sulphureus 93-53, 1012 nucleotides long. Its product is annotated as ubiquitin-conjugating enzyme. NCBI's taxonomy places the organism in Eukaryota, Fungi, Basidiomycota, Agaricomycetes, Polyporales, Laetiporaceae. The transcript has 8 exons. Gene Ontology annotation, biological process: proteasome-mediated ubiquitin-dependent protein catabolic process; protein polyubiquitination. Gene Ontology annotation, molecular function: ubiquitin conjugating enzyme activity. Bases 48 to 578 code for a protein of 176 amino acids. The record is from RefSeq and is a predicted model, not a curated record.
GACUUGCCACUGGCUUACCAUCCCGUACACACUCAACGUCGUACACUAUGUCAAGGUCAUCUGCACCAACAUCGACACCGUCCAACACCCUCCUGUUGCAGCGACAACUGGCGGAGCUCACUAAGCGACCAGUGGAGGGCUUCUCCGCAGGGCUUGUUGAUGACAGCAACCUGUAUGAAUGGGAGAUCCUGAUCAUCGGGCCCCCGGAUACAAUCUAUGAGGGUGGAUUCUUCAAGGCACGACUCAGCUUUCCGCCGGAGUAUCCUCUUCAGCCGCCAAAGAUGAGAUUUAUCACGCCGAUGUGGCACCCAAACAUUUACUCAGAUGGAAACGUUUGCAUCUCUAUCCUGCAUCCUCCUGGUGAGGAUCAAUAUGGCUACGAAGAUUCCGGGGAGAGAUGGCGGCCAGUUCAUACUGUCGAGUCGAUCCUGCUGAGCGUUAUCUCCCUUCUGUCGUCGGAGAAGCCGAAUUUAGAUAGUCCUGCCAAUGUGGAUGCGGCGAAGGAGGUGAGGGAGAACUACGACGCAUACAAGAAGAAGGUCCGGCGCCUGGUUCGGAGAAGCGCCGAAGAAGUCUGAUCUCCAAGCCCGUUGAUCCUGCCUCGGCUGUCCCCGGCCACCGGUCGACCCGUGUCCCUGUCAUUUUGUUUUCAACUGCCUGGCCUGCAGGUCUACUUAUGCGGUGGCGAACAAUGAGUGUGGAUUAGGCUCCGCUGGUUCCGUCAUGUCCAUUCUGUACGUUGUACACACUAUCAUAUUCGUGUUUCCCAUCAAGUCAAUUCCAUAUUCUUCACAUACUUCUGACAUGACGGCCCUUGUGAUAUAGGCGAGGCUGGGCAGAAGCUAAACUCCUCGUUUUCACUGACUUCAUUGUCCUGUUAUCGCAUGUUGGAUUUGUAUAUCUAGUGUCGAGCAAGGUUCAUGCAUUCUGACGUCUGAUAUGAAUUUGCUGAAACAAUAUGAUCUCACGCCUGUAGGAGAUUGCAUUCAUGUCCUUCUCAAUAACGUUCGAC